Molecule: messenger RNA, 2487 nt
Organism: Ictalurus punctatus (channel catfish)
Lineage: Eukaryota; Metazoa; Chordata; Actinopteri; Siluriformes; Ictaluridae
Gene: dlx1a
Product: distal-less homeobox 1a
Exons: 3
Coding region: 641-1405 (254 amino acids)
Biological process (GO): cell differentiation; embryo development; negative regulation of transcription by RNA polymerase II
Molecular function (GO): DNA-binding transcription factor activity, RNA polymerase II-specific; RNA polymerase II cis-regulatory region sequence-specific DNA binding
Source: RefSeq, a predicted model, not a curated record
ACUUUUUUUGGUUUGUGUCUAUUUACAUUAGGCUCAUUUGGUAAUUUAAUCGGACUGCUUUGUUAUUUGAUUUGGUUGACAAAAAUGUAGCUGAUUAUGAUUACACCAAGUUAGCCGUUAACUAAAUCUAGUUUCAGUCAGAAAAGAGAAAAUGCGUUUAUGUUUUAUGCAACAGAAUAUUACCAAUGCCUUACUAUGUGUGAAUUAUUUGUUCUCUGUUUGGGUGAAUUGUUUUAAUAAACGCAAGAUUAAAAACAACAACAACAACAACAACAUUAUUUCUCAGUUACCCACCCCUGAAUUUCCUUUUUAGCAUUGAACAUUUGGCUCUCAGGUUUGUCUUAUUUCUUGUGUUAUCAUAUUCCUCGGACCCUACCCCGAGAUCUCCAAUCCCCGCCACGCUUGGAGCGGGUGGACCAAUCAGAGAGCACCUUAGAUACAUAUUCAUGAUUCCCUGAUUCAAACGUUUGAGCGAGUUUGUGUAGAUCCGCCGCAUCACACCUAGACUUUUCACAGAGACAAACUACAUUUUCUUAUGAAUGGAAAGUGAAAAAAUCAGUUGAGCUUAAAUUGGGAUCCAUCCUUCACUGAGAUAGAAGAAAACAAAAAAGGCAGGAGAAGGGAGAUUCGCACUGAAGAUAUGACAAUGACCACAAUACCAGAGAGUCUAAACAGCCCCGUCUCAGGAAAGAGCGUUUUCAUGGAAUUUGGGCCACCAAGUCAACAAAUGUCGCCUUCAUCUAUGUCUCACGGACAUUAUUCAAUGCACUGUUUACAUUCAGCCGGUCAUCCUCAGCACGACAGCUCGUACAGUCCCGCUCCGUCUUUCCCCAGAUCGCUGGCUUAUCCAUAUGUCAACUCUGUCGGUAGCCAUUCCUCAAGUCCAUAUCUCAGUAGCGUUCAGACUUACCAAAACAGCUCGGCGUUAACGCAGACGCGGUUAGAAGACGCAGCACCAGAAACGGAGAAAAGCACGGUGGUGGAAGGGGGAGAGGUUCGCUUCAACGGGAAGGGGAAAAAGAUUCGCAAACCUCGGACUAUAUACUCCAGCCUCCAGCUGCAGGCGCUGAACCGCAGAUUUCAGCAGACGCAGUAUCUGGCGCUGCCGGAGAGAGCAGAACUGGCCGCGUCUCUGGGACUCACACAAACCCAGGUCAAGAUCUGGUUUCAGAACAAGCGAUCCAAGUUUAAGAAGCUGAUGAAGCAAGGCGGAGGAAGCAUAGACACGAGCGCACUGGCCAAUGGCCGCGGACUGAGCGCCGGUUCGCCCUCCGUAGCGCCCGUAUGGAACUCAUCCGCUAGCGUUAAAACCUCCGUCGGCACACCGAGCUCGUACAUCCCGAGCUACACCUCUUGGUAUCCCAGCACGCACCAGGACUCUAUGCAGCAGCCGCAGCUCAUGUGAAGGCAGUGCUUAGCGGACCCCGCCCCUCUUCCUUCGUGGAGGACCCGGAUGAGGGGAGCAAGCGACCCUGCCGCCCGGCUCUCCGGCCCUCAGCCCAUACAGUACAGACUGCGAUCACACACUGCGAUCACACCGGAGCACACCGCACAAGCACACCGACACACCGGCAACAACAGCCUGGAGGUCGAGACACUGAGAAAGAAGCGUCUGCGGCGGAGGAACAAGUUUUCCUCCUUUACUUUCAGAGCGGAUUUCCCAAACAGUUGGGUCAAAUGAAGCUGCUCCUGAUAUUUCCUUUUUACCUGACAUUUUACUGUGUGUAAAACAUUAUAUAAAGCUGUAACAAUUGAAAAAAAAAAGCAUUUUUCAGACUGGCAUUUUUGCCUGGAAAAUGUUACAGAUGCGUUUAUUUGGCUACCUAAAACCAACAAUCUGCCUUUUUACAGCCGUCAAUUGUUAAUAUCUACACACAGAAACAUAUCUUACAUAGACUAUAUUUUCUACAGAGAAGGGUGAAUGGGUUGUGCUGUACCAGGCUCUGAGCAUUUGGAAUAGUAUAGGGUAAAAUCAUGCGAAGAGCCUGGUUUUCCUGAUUCCAAAGAGCAAAUCUUUAUAGGAUAACUUAAGUCAUUUUGGCAGCGUGGAGCUUCUUUGUGUGUUUAUUUAAAGUAACUUAUUUAGAUUUCGUUUAUGUCCGUUUGUAUGUUUAUUUAAAAUGAAUGUUCUUUAAAAGAUAUGGCUGCGCUAAAGUGAGCAACACUUCACUUUGAUUCGAGAUUUGUUAAGCCGAGUGCUUGUCGGUCCUUUAAGAGCAUCCCCCGCGGACAUAAAGCAACAGAAGUGUUUAGAGAUCAUGUACAGAUAAAGCCAUUUUUUUUUCCAGAUUGUGCUGUUAAUGAUGUAAAAAAGGAUUUCGACCCGAGUAUGUUUAUUACAAAUUAAUGUGUUUAGCGUUCUACAUGGCAAAAUAGGUUUAUAUUGGUCAAAUUAAUUUAUUGGGGUUUUUUUUGUUUGUUUGUUUGUUUUAUGGAUUUGUGUACAAUGUGUAAACUCUGACAGUAAAAUUCACACUUUAAAAGAUA